AUGGUAUUCACUUACCCGCCAAUGUUUGUAUCAGUUUCGUUCAGUGUUGGAAUUUCCAGAUCAAUCGUGUUGAGCCAUACUGUAGUGGAUGUUGGUAUAGUUGGUUUCGUUGAUCGCAAUGUUGGUGUGCUUUCUGCCGUAGUGGUUGGAGUAGAGGUGGAUACCGUAGAUGGAGUGGAGGUGGGAGCUGUUGUUGUAGUCGUGGUGGGAACUGUUGUUGUAGUCGUAGAAGUCACUGGAGUGGUGGUGGAAGUUGUAUAUGUAGUGGUGGUGGGAACUGUUGUUGUAGUCGUAGAAGUCACUGGAGUGGUGGUGGAAGUUGUAUAUGUAGUGGUGGUGGGAACUGCUGUUGGUUUGCUUGCUGCCGUAGCAGUUGUAGUGGAAGUGAAGGCUGUGGUUCUAGUGGUGGUGGAAGCUGCACUCCGAGUGGUGGAAGUGCCUGUUGAAACCACGGUUGUUGAUGGAUUUGUUGCAGCGGAAAGCGUUAUGGUCCUCGCAGUAGAGAUAUCUGAAGUUAGGAAGUCAUCUGUUGUAAGAUCUUAUUUAGUUCGCUAA
Haemonchus placei is the source of this 555-nucleotide messenger RNA. Lineage: Eukaryota; Metazoa; Nematoda; Chromadorea; Rhabditida; Trichostrongylidae. The record is from the annotation of a GenBank genome assembly.